This is a messenger RNA of Durusdinium trenchii, 1449 nucleotides long. NCBI's taxonomy places the organism in Eukaryota, Dinophyceae, Suessiales, Symbiodiniaceae. The record is from the annotation of a GenBank genome assembly.
GCGGUGGAUGGUGGAAGAGAGUUGUGUGGGACUUGGAACCGGACAGCGUUGGAUGGUGGGAGAGAAUGUGUUGGACUUGCGCGGUGCUAUGUUUGGAAGUUUCCUCAUCUACAUCCAAGGGUUCCAUGUUGGUUUGCCACGCGGUGAGCGUAACAAAAAACGUAAUAGAAAAGUGUGUUCCUUCUCUCCGGCAAGGGUGGCCACGUGAAAUAAACAUGGAAUCGCAGGACGCGUUUUACUUUGCCUUUCUGUGACUUCCUGCAUGUCUAUGUUUGCUUGCUUUGCGUCUCCGUUUUUUUCAUUAAUUUGAAUUUCCUUGAACCCAUCUACUCCCUGCUGCAAUGCUAUGUUUGUUUUCUUUCCAGUCGCUGCUGGAUUCCUGGUAUUCCCCAAGAAUGUUGACCUGCCAACUGCCACGUUAAAUGUGUGUGAAUUGUGCCUCAAGUUCCGAGAUAUUUUUACCCGGUGUAUUGAAUGUAUUUGUAUGCACGUACACUAGCAUUUCAAGUGUCGCCCAGUUGCACAGGCCUACCUGGAAGUGAGCCAGCCUACAAAUCGGAUGCCCAGCAGGUUCCAGGAACUGAUGAAGCUCCAGAGAGUCAUGCCAGCCGAUUUCACCUGGACUUAGAGCACUGGGUGACAGAAGUGUCGGAGGUCUUCCACUAUCGAAUCUUCUUCAUAGAUCCUUUGCCGACAAUGUGUAGUGCAAACUUCUGCAAUUUGUGCGAGGCAAUGUGUCUGACUCGUGCCUUGGCGUUUGGAGCAUCAGCAUCUGAGGAACUGAUUGGACAGAUGAUGUUUACGGUUUUUGGCCCGCUGUCGGUCCCGUUUCUGAUCCUGCUUUAUGGCGGGAAAGUUGGCCUUGAGAAUCGUUCCUUUUGGCCGUUUAGCCGCGCUGCCAUUCCCCAGAUGAUAAUUUGGUCCUGUCUUUUCAUGGCCAUUGUCGCAAAUUUAUUUUCUCCUCCAAAUGUGAUGCUCAUCGAGAAGAAGUUCGCAAUAUUUUGCUUGUUCAUGCGGAACUUGCCCAUUGCGACGAAGUAUGCCUACACAUCAUCGCAGACCUGGGAGAGUUUUAAUCGAAAGGAAAUUGACGAAAAGUACCGGGCGUAUCAGAAUAUGCUGGUUGGUUGGUACAUGAUUCCAGAGGAGAACUUUGCUCUUCAAGCUGAGGUCGCAUUUGUUGGCGUGAUUGGUUCUUCUGCGCAGAGGAGUGAAGUUGCUGUGAGAUUUCUUCCAUGGCCUCGCAAUGAGAUAGACUUGCUGGCGAUGCGCAAGCGGGUGGAUGUAUCAAGCAAAACCAUGUUCUUCGCACCAACAGGGGAGAUCCUGCGGCCUCGCUCGUGCAGGCGCAAAGCAGCCCGCCGACGCAUAAUGGGGCGUGAUGAGACGCUGCCUGAGUGUCAGAUGCAGUCCUUGUAUGACGGGAUGUCGAAGUUUAAGAGCUCAUCG